AUGGCUGCUACCGAAGAGGCUCAAUCUGUCGGGAAAAAAAUCCUAUCGAUAGUCAAUUUUGUCAAUCAUGUCAUCGUGCUUUCGGUGACAGGAUAUAUCCUUUAUCUCGCUGGAUGGGAAUUAAAUGUGACUAGUGUCCACGCUGGACUCUGCACUGUUGGAUACGUUCUCCUAAUGUCCGAGGGCUUGAUGGUGCUAACAUCGGAGAGCCCCUUAUCACGUCAAUUAAAAAGCUACAAGACAAGAAGUCACGUACACUGGUGCCUUCAAAUACUGGGUGCAUCGUUCAGCAUUGCCGGCACCUCAAUCCUCUAUCUGACAAAAAAAACCCACUUCAGAUCUGUCCACGGUAUCUUGGGUAUAACUUCUGUCGCUAUAAUGAUUUUCCUUGGCAUUUCCGGAGCAUCUGUUUUUUAUGCGUACCAACUGCGGAAGAUUUUAAAGCCCGUUGGUACUAAAGCUAUGCACAAUUUUCUCGGUAUUGCUUGUUUUAUUAUCGGCAUUGUAUGCCAGUGCUAUGGAUACGGCAAGAAAUGGAUGACUAAAAAAUGUGGCCAAGAUAUUGCUACACUUUGCAUUGUAUUAACUGCUAUCUCUACUUUAAUAUGUCUGUAUCGACCCUUUGUGUCGCUGUAUCGACAAGUCUCAACGCUCCUCCCGCGGGGCUAAAUUUCUUCUGGUGUGAACAGUCAAAAAACAGAAAUUUCAUUACCUUAAGGGUUGUCCCGAGACGAUGCCAGCCAAAAGUCAUUUUUAUUGAGAUGUUCCUUGCUGGGAACAAGUAUUGUACACUCGAACCAAUU
Molecule: messenger RNA, 803 nt
Organism: Diachasma alloeum
Lineage: Eukaryota; Metazoa; Arthropoda; Insecta; Hymenoptera; Braconidae
Exons: 2
Coding region: 1-669 (222 amino acids)
Molecular function (GO): transmembrane monodehydroascorbate reductase activity
Source: RefSeq, a predicted model, not a curated record